This is a messenger RNA of Dunckerocampus dactyliophorus (ringed pipefish), 2542 nucleotides long. RefSeq names its product transmembrane protein 244-like. The transcript is spliced from 6 exons. Lineage: Eukaryota; Metazoa; Chordata; Actinopteri; Syngnathiformes; Syngnathidae. The record is from RefSeq and is a predicted model, not a curated record. The coding region runs from base 107 to 565 and encodes 152 amino acids.
AGUCUUUUUUUCUGUGAGGUUGAAGAAGGAUGAUGAAGGGGGCGGAUUAACCGGGUUGCACAACCCGCAGCCACACGCAUUAUUAUUGACACGAAGAAACCAUGAGAUGGCUUUCAAAAGCAAAAAGGUCGACUCGAAGACCGUACUCUGCAACCUGCUGCUGUGUUUGCUCAUCUUCUACUCUCUCUUCUAUAUGAUCGGAAGCGUCUGCUUUGGUGUCUUCAGGUUGGAUCACUUUGAUGGACUGAUACCAUUUGACUUUAAGACCACACUUGAGGACUCCACCUCUAAAUAUUUGGUGAACAUCCUGUCUCUGGAGCUCACUUACUUCAGUAGCAGCCUGCUGUUUGCCGUUGUGGUCAAGAGGAGAGUGUGGGACUAUGCCGUCACAGUCACUAUUCUGCAUGUUUUCAUUACAAGCAUUGUGAUGCUGGAGUUUCCACUGGCAUGGCAGUGGUGGCUGGCCUUAGGUAGCGGCUUGUUUCUGAUGAUCUGCAAUGGUCAGCUGAUUGCUUACUUCACUUGCCCAGGAGACCAAAGCUACGUUGCUUUUUCCGUCUAUUAACUGGCUUCCUUGACAAUGGGACAGUACUGGUUAUGUGCAGUGCGAUAAUGACCGUAUCAAAGUAUCUCACAGUACAGCUCCAUCAACUCAAGAGACAAUACAUUAUUGUAUUGUAUAAUAUCUGGCAACACAAGGGAGUACACCUCACAGUGAAUACUUGUUAUCUAACCUUAAUACUCUUGGGCAUGGAACUCACCAGCAGAGGUUGUUACUGGAAUCCUCUUCCACUGGUGGAUGUUAGACACCUUGCUCUCCUGUUUUUGCAGUGUAAAUGCUGCACCUUUAUCCAGAUCCUCACCAAUAUGUAAAUGUUUUUUUUACCUUGGCUUCAUGUGCCAACCUUUUACAGAGUGCGUAUCUUUUAGUGUUCCGCUACGUUCAAAACAACAAAGUUAUUGGUGAUGGCCUAAGACAUUUUUUGCACAGUCUGUCAGUACCGCAAGCAGAUGUGUCUAUGUUUGCCUUGUGACGCACACCGUAAAGUAUUAGUUACUGUACCUUUAAACGCUGUGAAUGUAAAAUCUGAAUGUUGGGAAUGUUGCAAUACUUGUUAUUUAUUUAAAAUAAAACUAAACAUUCUGUAAAUGUACAAUCAGAGUACUGGGCCAUUUUAUGAAACUAGCCCUGUUGCCGUGGAAUCCUUCAUGUAUGAGAACCCUACAAACACCUGGCUAGCCCCGCCCUCUUGGCACCUGUCAGUCAUGGAGGUGGGCAGAGGCUGUAGAGUGAACUCAGGGUCAAUGUAGCUGACGUCAGAAGGACUCGUCUGCAAAAAGAGAGGCAUGGCACACGUUCAAGGACAUAAUGCUGUCACAUGAAACGCUCACGUCACGUCUUACCACGUUGGGGACAAACGGGGGUGUGACCUUUCUCGCCAGGAGGUCAUCCCAGUUGAUGGAUGCAAAGAAUGGAUGCUCCUGCAGCUCCACCUGAUUGGCAAAUCCCAUUUAAUACAUGAUCCAAGCAAUGUUUACUGUUCUGUACUGUGUUCUUACAAUGUCACGUCUCUCUCCCAAGCGUUUUGAUACAUUCCUCUCCAGUAAGCCCUCUAACAGUGAGCAGGCCGCCUCAGAUACUCCGCUACGCAUGUGAAGAGGCGCGUGGAGUAUCUUCUCAAACAUCUCCUCUUUGCUGUGGCUGUAAAAUGGAGGCUGAGGGUCCAAGUGGGGUCAAAAAUAAGACACUGAGGAGAGGUGAGAUGAUUUUUAAAAAGUGCACCAACUCACCAGUCCGUAAAGCAUCUCAAAAAGCACACUUCCAAGUCCCCACCAGUCCACUGCUGGACUGUAUGUGUGACCCUGCAGGACCUCAGGAGCAAGAUACUCAGGAGUGCCGCAGAAGGUGUGCAUGAUUCCACCUACGGCCACGCCUUCUUUACAUAGUCCAAAGUCAGUCAGCCUCACGUGACCCUUGCUGUCGAGCAAAAUGUUCUCUGGUUUCAGGUCUCUGAAACAAAAACAGCAAAAGUGUUAAAUUGUCAAUUUUUAAAUGUGGUUUGCUUCACCUCCUUUCACUACAGGGGAAAGGUGCAGCCCGGGGUCCAUUUGUGGCCCAAAGCUUGUUUUGUUUUGUAUUUGUAAUAAAACCAAAAAAAAACAACUGCAACAAUGGGGGAAAAAAAGACCAAAAAGGUGUAAUGUGAUACUAAUAAUAAUAAUAAUAAUACGCUUUGUCAGGGAUAAUAAGUUUUGCCUACAAAUACAUACAAAAUGUCUUUUUAUAGCCUUUUUAGAAAAUAAAAAAUACCAAAAUGGCCUCCGCAUCCUUUGACUUUUCCGUAUUUCCCUGGCUUAAAAAAAGUUUGGACACCCCUUUUACUACAUAAGCCAAACAAUACACAACUUGAUCUGAUGAAAUCUAGCAGAUCCAAACAUGCAUAAAUAAUAUUCAUCCAUUUUCUAUGCCACUUAUCCUCACUAGGGUCGCAGGGGUAUGCUGGAGCCUAUCCCAGCUGACUUUGGGCGAGAGGCGGGGUAC